AUUUGUUUGAUCUGGAUGGCGUUCGAAUGUUUAAUCGGGUCUUGGCAUUCCAAGCGUAAGUUUGAAAUUACGUGGAGUAAGCGGGGGUUAUAACAAGCUCGCCAGCAAAUGCUUGACUGUAAACCUCAUUCAUAGAACUCAUGCCCAUCUAAAUCUUACACAAUGUCGCACCGAUCAUCCAAGAGUUCUCUGUCGCGAAAAGGCAAACAUUGGUCGCAUCACGUUCGCGAGAGCAUCGUAUGCAAAAGCAAAGAGGGAAGUUUUAACUUGAAGAUUGUUGGAGGCGCCGAAUUCGGUGAAUUCAUCAAUAUCGGAGACUUGAAAGAAGACAAAGUGGUUUAUAAGAAGGGGAAGUUACUUUGCGGUGAUGUGAUACUGGAGAUUAAUAACAAGCCCGUCGCUGGAUAUACAAGACCCGAUGUGCUCGAACUUAUAAGCAAGGAUGGACGCAACGCCGUAUCCCUGCGAACGGUCAAACCUGGUCUUGGAAUAACUAAAGACCUUCGUCAGUUCUUGGCUGGUCGCUUCGAUUCGGAUUCAGUGGAUAGCGCGUUACAGCUUACAAUAAGAGAGAAUCUCUACAGACGAACUGUGCCAUGUACUACACGCAGCCCUCGAAAUGGGGAAAUCCCAGGAGUUGAUUACGUCUUUUUAAACAUGCAACAAUUCAUGGACAUGGAAAAGAGUGGUGCUUUAUUGGAGAGUGGAGUCUUUGAAGGCAACCACUAUGGCACCCCCAAACCACCAAUACAACCGGCUGGUACCCUAAGUGCACCCGCCUCCAAGAGGCAGGGAAGACCUUCAUCUGCUACGAAAUGGAAGAAGGGCCCUCUGAAUGGUGACAUGCCGUCAGGCGACAUGCUGGGACCACUCCCAGACAACUGGGAAGUAGCCUACACUGAGACAAAUGAGAAAUAUUUUAUUGACCAUAAGACUGGGACCACGCAAUGGGUGGACCCUAGACUUGCAUCCAAGAAAAGCAGAAGACCUGAAGACUGUGACGAUGAUGAACUUCCUUAUGGCUGGGAAAAAGUGGAUGACCCUAAGUAUGGAACUUAUUAUAUUGAUCAUAUCAACAAGAAAACACAGUUUGAAAAUCCUGUCUUAGCUGUUCGGCAUAGCCAGGACGGGCUGGAUUCUUAUGACAAUGACACAUCAUACAUGAGACCUCCCCCUCACCGUGCCCCCCCUGAUUUUCAUACCACCACAGCCAUGUCUAAAGCCCAGGAAGCUGAGGCUAUGAACAGGUGGCCACAAGUUGACCUUGAUCAUCAACCACCUGCCUACUCUGUCAGAAAUCCAAACACAGAGACAUUCUACAUAGAAGGUCGCCGACUAGAGGGCGAACUAAUCAGGACAGAACUGAUGAAGGGGUUUCGCGGCUUUGGCUUCACCAUCAUUGGUGGUGAUCAGUCUGGUGAACUGCUCCAGAUCAAGAGCAUUGUUCCCGAUGGUGCUGCUGCCAAAGAUGGCAAACUCCGGACUGGGGAUGCCCUUAUUAAAGUCAACGGCCGAUCAGUUGUGAACAAGACACACCAAGAAGUUGUGAGCAUGUUCCAGUCCAUGCCAACUAACGAGCCGAUAGAGCUGGAUAUGAUUCGGGGGUACCCUCUUCCAUUUGACCCAGAUGACCCCAAUGUCGAGACUAUAGGGUCCUACACAGUGGUGCGGUCUCCCCAGGGGGAUAACCAGAGUGGUCUGCUUCAGCCUGCAAACAAGUAUGGCCUGCCAAAUGCCCAUUCUGAUCAGAGUAUUUCAAGCAGCAAUACAGAUUCACCGGCAGGCAACAGAGGGUACAACACGGCCUCCUUUCCUCGUCACUCCACCUCCACCCUACAAAGGUCCACUCCUGAGAUGCACAAUGUCCGGAUUGUGAAGGGUCCAAUGGGUUUCGGCUUCACUAUUGCAGACAGUCCCUAUGGGCAAAAGAUCAAGCAGAUCCUGGAUGCCCAGCGUUGUGAGAAUCUGAUGGAGGGGGAUUUGUUGAUGGAGUUAAAUGGGUACAACCUCCGCAAUUACUCCCAUACUGAGACAGUGGAUAUGCUGAAGAAUUGCCCAAAGGGACGAGAGGCGGUCAUCCUCAUUCAGAGAGGAGGAGUGCCCACACCAAUGAAGAAUAGUCCUCUUCCUGGAAGAAGAGACCAGAAUGUGGAAGACUCCUGGCAUAAACCACGCCCCAAGUCCACCCCACCCAUGGGUGCAGUCCAAGUGCUCCCCAUGGGCCCACCCCCCUCACAGCGAAUGGGCAGUGCAGGUAACCUAGCAACAUCCGGUGAAGCCACACGUAACCAGGAGAUUGGCUCUGGGCGUGGGGGUAACCAAGCCUACUUUGACAAGGGCGGUGACGCCCUGACACAGUCCUAUCCUCCCAUCAGGAAGGCGGUGCAGUCUGCAAAGAGAUCUCAGGACAGCCUGAACCGUGGACACGAUGAUAGUGUGGAUUACUACAUCACCCUUCAUCGCGGAGAGAGUGGCUUUGGCUUCCGCAUUGUCGGCGGCAAGGAGGACAACACCCAGGUAGCGAUUGGUACCAUCGUCGAUGGCACCCCGGCUGCUGCCGACGGCCGACUGAGGCGCGGGGAUGAGAUCCUGUAUGUGGAUGGCGUUAGUGUGAUUGACGGUUACCAUAGGGAUGUCAUCUCACUUAUGAAGAGUGCUGCUCAGAAUGGUCAAGUGACUUUGGGUGUCAGGAGACGCCAGACCAUGCCAGGAAGGUCCACCCCAUCGGGCGUGCGCCGCACUUCACAAUCCAACUCUGUGCGCCUAACAUCCCGUUCGGCUGGCAACUUGACCGAGCUCGCUCGGCGUGACGAAUACGAGCCGAAUGGCUUCCGGUCGCCGUCCGAGCGCGCUGGCAGUACUCGGGACCGUCGGCGUAGUGAGUCGGAUAAGCUCCAGCCGGAUAUCCCAAUGGAUUACCGCGACAUCACACUGAACAGGGGCGCUCACGAGGGAUUCGGAUUCGUCAUACUUUCCUCCGUACACAAGAGCGGUUCAACUAUAGGUCGCAUCAUCCAGGGCAGCCCCGCUGACCGCUGCCGUGAGCUGUACGUGGGCGACAAGCUUGUCGCCGUGAAUGGGACCAGUAUCGUGGGGAUGCACCAUAGUGACAUCGUCAACACGAUCAAGCAGUCGGGACUCAGCGUAACACUCAGGAUCGCACAGAAACCGCUCGAUAACGAGGAGUCCAAGCCUCUAUCAUUCAGAAGUGUACCAGACGUCGGCGGGCGCAGCCGAAUGGAAGGCGGUUACGUGUCGGACGGUGGCUAUAGGCGACGCGACGAGGAGGACACGAUCGGGCGCGUGCGUGGAAGACGCGAGAGGGGCGAGUCUCGCAGCCGCGAGGAGAUCAUGCGAGAGGAGGAGGAACGAGAGCGCCGUGAAGCGGACAGGAGGAGAGAAGAGGAGAGAAUUGCCGAGCAAAAGAGGAGGGACGACGAGGAGCGGCUUCGUAGAGAGGAAGAAGAGAGGCGACUUGAGGAGGAGAGACGACGCGAAGAGGAGAGAAAAAGAGAAGAGGUGCGUCGUCUUGAGGAGGAACGCAAGCGGGAGGAAGAGAGAAGGCUGGCGGAGCAGCGCAGAGUUGAAGAAGAAAGGCGAAGAAAAGAAGAGGAAGAGCAACGCAGAAGGGAGGAAGAGGAAAGGCGUAGACGGGAGGAAGAGGAUAGACUUCGGGAAGAAGCUAGGAGGAGGGAGGAAGAAAGGAGGCUGGAGGACGAACGAUGGGAGAGGGAACGGGAGGAAGAAAGGCGGUGGGAGGAGGAGAGGCGACGCCGAUCCAUGGGUCGUUACCCUGAUGACAGAGGAAGGAGGAGUCCCUAUGAUGACAGCAGAUGGAGGGAGGAAGAGCGAAGAAGGUUUGACGAAGAAGAAAGACGUCGUGAUGAGGAUGAAGCGAUUCGGCGCCGGGAGGAGAUGCGAAGACGGGAAGAGGACAGGAUCAGAGAAGAGGAAGAGAGGCGUAAACAAGAGGAGCUGAAGCUCCGUCUACAAGAAGAAGCCAGGCGUCAGGAGGAGCUCGCUCGACAGAGAACUCAACCAGAACGCAAAGUACCCCCUCCCGUCCUCCCCAAACCUUCCAAGAACAAAGUCCUUCAGGCAAGAGGGCAGUUUGAGCAGAACACGAAGUAUCAGACCCUCCCGGCGCGUACCGCUCUCCCAGAAGACAGGUACCGACGCAUGUCAGGCGGUGAAUCACAACCACCACCAGGGCAGCGUGUGUUCAAGCCACGCCCAAAGAGCGAGAGCGAACUGAUGAGGGACCCCCGGACCGGAGAGGUUACCCAGGUCUUGGAGAUUGAGCUGAUCAGGAAGAACCAAGGUUACGGAUUUAGUAUCCGGGGGGGCCAGGAGAUGGAUAUGCCCAUCUAUGUUCUGAAGAUCGCAGAGGGAGGAGUAGCGGAUCUGGAUGGGCGGAUCAAGGUGGGAGACGAAGUUCUCGAGAUCAAUGGACGUAGCACACAGCACAUGCUGCACACGGACGCCAUCAGCAUGAUCCGUGGAGGAAGCAAAGUCAGGCUUGUCCUGAGGCGCAGUAGCCAUCCUCCAACCAUAGAUGGACUUCCGAAUGGCGAACCACCGAGAUCGCUUUCCCGCUCUGCUUACCGCAAGUCGUCAUCCGGCGAUGAGUUCUCGCGCGGGAGACCGCUGUCCUACUACUAGCACAUCCAUGAAUACUCGAGUCACAAGUUCUCAUUCUACAGUCUGAUAAUAUCAGAUCGAUACCAAUAUUCUCGGGGAACAGGUCUUGGCCUCCAUUAUCUCCUGGCUUUCUCUUCAGUUUCUCGUCAUUCUGCUUUAUGAGUACUGCUUUAUGCACUCAAGUCAUAACACUGUCAGACGUGUUGAUGAUGUUCAUCUACAAAUCUUUUGAACUCAAUUAUGCCCAAAUAAUCGUAACAUGUCGCUCUUUGGGCCAGUUUUUAAGCUCAGUUUUCUAUGCAUUAUCCACAGAAAGAAUAAAUACUAAACGUAACACUCGGAGGGUUUUAAUGACGUUUUUAAGCCAUUUUAAGUCAGACAUUUGAGUUUUAAGGAUUGAAGUAUAUAUCUCUCAGAAACUAGAAUUGUAGAUGAGUUUUAUAGCAGUAACUUCUGCCAAUUUUAACUCGUUUUUUUUUAACGUUUUAAGUCUAUGUAAAUAAGCAUUCUUGACGGUGCACGUUAAAUCUUCGUGGUUUUGCUUCUACAUUAUGCAAUUCAUCAGGCACCGGCAUUUAAAAUAAAAAAUAGAAUGCUUGAGAGAAUCUUGUCUUAUGUACAAUCAUGCCACGUAAUCGCUUUUAAUUGACUAUUGCCACUAUUUUAGAAUAACAUUCAAUUAAUCAUUUUAUAAGACAAUGUAGCAAUCAUAAAUUGUUUUAAUAAAGUCUUAGUCUCUA
Molecule: messenger RNA, 5381 nt
Organism: Nematostella vectensis (starlet sea anemone)
Lineage: Eukaryota; Metazoa; Cnidaria; Anthozoa; Actiniaria; Edwardsiidae
Product: membrane-associated guanylate kinase, WW and PDZ domain-containing protein 3
Exons: 18
Coding region: 163-4662 (1499 amino acids)
Biological process (GO): signal transduction
Cellular component (GO): cytoplasm
Molecular function (GO): protein binding
Source: RefSeq, a predicted model, not a curated record